Messenger RNA from Trichomonas vaginalis G3, 351 nucleotides. RefSeq lists its product as uncharacterized. Bases 1 to 351 code for a protein of 116 amino acids. Lineage: Eukaryota; Parabasalia; Trichomonadida; Trichomonadidae. The transcript has a single exon. The record is from RefSeq and is a predicted model, not a curated record.
AUGGACACUGCAAAAAACAUUACUAUCGAUGAAUUUAGAAAAAUCAGUGCAAAUCUUAGAAAAAAUGCUAGUGAAGUUGCCAAAGAGCGCCAAUUACAAAGACAGAUCAAGAACAAGAAAACUUCUCAAUGCCCUGCCCAAUUAAAUGCUGAACAGCCUCCCUUUAAUCAAGUUAUUUAUCCAGUUACAAACGGUCAACCUCAAGAAGGGGGUUAUCCCCAAAAAAUCUCAGAUUCUUACCAUUUUGAAAAUCCUUUAAACAUCUCACCACAGAUCCCAGAUUUUUCAAAUCCAGGAGAUGACUACCCUGAUUUGGGAUUUGAUCCAUUUGAUUUUCCUUUGCCGUUCUAG